AGAAAGAAGAAAAAGAAAAACCAGUACACAUUUUCCUUCACUUGCAUUUCCCUUUUCUAUUUCACACAAUCACUCUAAACUUAACUCUAUGAGUGGAAGAAGAAGCCAAACCAGCCCGGUUGGAAGCCCUUUGUCUGGGAAUGUCUCAGACAGCUCUUCCAAAGAGCAAGACAGGUUCCUCCCCAUUGCUAACGUGAGCCGUAUCAUGAAGAAGUCCCUCCCUGCAAAUGCCAAGAUCUCAAAGGAAGCCAAGGAAACUGUCCAGGAGUGUGUGUCUGAGUUCAUAAGCUUCAUCACGGGCGAAGCGUCCGACAAGUGCCAGAGGGAGAAGAGGAAGACUAUCAAUGGAGAUGAUCUUCUUUGGGCUAUGACAACCCUGGGAUUUGAGAAUUAUGUAGGACCCUUGAAAGGGUAUCUCAACAAGUAUAGGGAGACCGAGGGGGAGAAGAACUCCAUGGCUCGACAAGAAGACCCUUCUCAACAACAGGAGCAUCAUCACAACACUUCAAACCCCAAUCUGCAGCAUGGUUCUAACAAUGAUCAAAUGAACACAGUUCUUAAUGCCAAUAAUAUUUCUAUGUCAAUCUCCAAGGUGGAUCUUUUCAAUGGUGGCUUCUAUUCACUUGGGGGACAACAGCAACAACAAGAAGUGACUCAAAACUACAAUUUGGUGAGUGCUGCGGCUUACAAUUUGAGUAGGAUUCAUGAGGGUGGAGAUGGGAAUGGAAACAGAGAUUUGGCAACUCAUCAUCUUCAUAAUGGGAUAGGAUGGUAGAUAUUGAAAUUUAUACAAGAGGUACCUUAAAAUAUUAUAUAUAUAUAUAUAUAUGUUUAAUUUUAUAUCUUUGUUGCAUUUAGUUGACAAUUUAUUUAACAGUACUUGUUGGAGAUGCUUUUGCUCAAUAUAUGAAGAUCAGAGAGCUUUGGAGAGUUCAUUUCCAUGAAAU
Messenger RNA from Prunus avium (sweet cherry), 947 nucleotides. The record is from RefSeq and is a predicted model, not a curated record. NCBI's taxonomy places the organism in Eukaryota, Viridiplantae, Streptophyta, Magnoliopsida, Rosales, Rosaceae.